AUGAAACAAAGCUUGCUACCAAUGCUAUAUCUAGCAUUUGAAUAUUUAGCAACUUUUAUUUCGCCAUUUUGGUCUGUCGAAAGAUCUUUCGACAAAUUAAAAGGGCAAAACAAAAGUUAUCAACUAUUCAAAGAAUAG
Messenger RNA from Dictyostelium discoideum AX4, 138 nucleotides. RefSeq lists its product as hypothetical. Bases 1 to 138 code for a protein of 45 amino acids. Lineage: Eukaryota; Evosea; Eumycetozoa; Dictyosteliales; Dictyosteliaceae. The transcript has a single exon. The record is from RefSeq and is a predicted model, not a curated record.